Messenger RNA from Epinephelus lanceolatus (giant grouper), 1653 nucleotides. Lineage: Eukaryota; Metazoa; Chordata; Actinopteri; Perciformes; Serranidae. The record is from RefSeq and is a predicted model, not a curated record.
CAGAAAAUGCUGAUCAUAUUUUAUAUUCUGCUCUUGCUCAAUAUUGGACGAUGCACAGACGAUCACAUCUUUGAGACAAAGACUGUUGGUGUUGGACAAAGUGUGACUCUAACAUGCCCCCGCAACAGAUUAAGUUUAUCAUCCUUAUUUUGGAUCAGGCUUGUUUCUGGAACCUUUCCUGAAAUUUUAGGAGGAACAAUUGCCGUUGAUUUUGGAGUUGAUGUGGAGACCCGUCGCAUUACAGCAAAACAAGGGCCUGGAACUUUUGUUCUGCAUAUUACUGAAACACAGUUAAGAGAUACUGCAGUCUACUACUGUAUAAACGUGACACAAAGCAAAAUGACAUUUUUGAGAGGAACAUUUCUGAGAAUCAAAGGUCCAGAACCUGAUAUCACUGCCGUCACUCAAGAUCCAUCUGAUCCAGUCCGUCCAGGAGACUCAGUGACUCUGCAGUGUUCAGUCCUCUCUGACUCUGAGAAGAAAACAUGUUCGGAAGAACACAGAGUUUAUUGGUUCAGAGCUGCAUCAGAUGAAUCUCAUCCCAGUUUCAUUUAUGCCCAAGUAAACAGUAGUGAUGGAUGUGAGAAGAGUCCUGAAGCUCACUCUCUGCAGAAAUGUAUCUACAGCUUCUCUAAGGACGUCAGCUCCUCUGAUGCCGGGACUUAUUACUGUGCUGUGGCCACAUGUGGAGAGAUAUUAUUUGGAAAUGGAACAAAACUGGACGUUGAAGCUGCUGCCACUCUGCAAACAAAUGCUGCGACAGCCAGUUGUGAUCAGCAAAGUCAGCAGGGUAAUGAGGAGUCUUUGGUUUAUUGUACACCAAACUUUACCAGGAGGAAAGCUGGCAGAGGAGGGAGAAGAAAUCAAAGACAAGAAGAGACCAUCUACACUGAUGUCAGGGCUUUUACAAGUUUCCAAAUCACAGACAGUGUCAAGAUGAUCCUGUUAUGGGUUACACUGCUUGUUCUUCAUCAAGGAUAUGCGUUGGUUCCAGUGACCACAGUUCAACUUGGUGAACCUGUGACUUUAACUUGUGUUUUGCCUGAUGAGUUUAACGACAGACUCUACUGGUACAAGCAGAGUGCCGGGGAGACUCUGAAAUUAAUUGUGAGACUGCGUAAACAUGUAAACCCUGUGUAUGGACCAGAGUUUUCUGCCGUGAGAUUGGAUGUUAAGGUUUAUAAGAUUAUUAGCAGUUUUAUCAUUUUUAGGACGAUUCAAGAAGAUGAGGGAAUGUAUCACUGUGCAUUUGUGGACUGGAUUGAGAUUACCUGGACCGGCACCUAUUUGUUAUUAAAAGGAAACACUCAGAGGACAUCAAACUAUGCUGUUGUUCAGUGGCCGACAGUAUCUGAUCCAGUCCGUCCAGGAGCCUCGAUGUCUCUCCAGUGUUCAGUCCUCUCUGACUCUGAGAAUAAAAUGUGUCCAGGAGAUCACAGUGUGUUCUGGUUCAGAGCCGGAUCAGAUAAAUCUCAUCCAGACAUCAUCUACACUGAUGGAAAUAGACGUGAUGAAUGUGAUAGGAACUCUGACACUCAGAAGAGUUGUGUUUAUCACUUCUCUAAGAACGUCAGCUCCUCUGAUGCUGGGACUUACUACUGUGCUGUGGCCACAUGUGGACAGAUAUUAUUUGGAGAUGGAACUAAAAUGUGA